Molecule: messenger RNA, 543 nt
Organism: Iphiclides podalirius (scarce swallowtail)
Lineage: Eukaryota; Metazoa; Arthropoda; Insecta; Lepidoptera; Papilionidae
Source: the annotation of a GenBank genome assembly
AUGGCGACUUAUGGGCCCACCUGCCUCAAGCGGACCGGAAAAGCGGUGCUCGAGCACCGGAAAAUCGUCCAAAAACCGGCGAAAUUAAUCCAAACGAAUCGGUUUUACAGCGGGCUAAGAGACGCGACGAUUUUAUGCCGCUUUCACGCUUCGGAUUCGGGUGCUGUGGGGUGCAAGCUCGGCAAGCUGGAGGGCCAGAGCAAGGCCACCUUCGCGGCCCUCUUCGGGCUGAGGGCCGGCGGGGGCGUUGACCUCUCCGCCGCGUACAGAUACAACCAGAACAUGAUGGAGUAUUACACAUGUUUCCCGCCGUUUCCCGGAGAUCGGCCAAUGGGGGCGGCGGGCGCGCGAGAUGGUUACGCGCCGGCCAAUGGUGGGGCGCGGAGCGUGUCGCAGGGCGAACGGGGCGCGACGAUUGGCCCGCGGACGUUGGGCGGGCUGCCGUCACUGUGUGCGUCGGCCGCUCUCAAAUUCGCGGGCAUGCCGGAGGCUGCACGGCCCGUGCCGUUGCCUAGUCCGCGGACAAGCGGGCUGUCUGUGCCC